This is a messenger RNA of Striga asiatica, 411 nucleotides long. Lineage: Eukaryota; Viridiplantae; Streptophyta; Magnoliopsida; Lamiales; Orobanchaceae. The record is from the annotation of a GenBank genome assembly.
AUGAGAGAAAUCCUACACAUUCAGGGAGGUCAGUGCGGGAACCAGAUCGGGUCCAAGUUCUGGGAGGUGAUAUGCGACGAGCACGACGUGGACCCCGUCGGAAAGUACAAGGGCGACGGGUCGUCCGGCACGGAGCUGGAGAGGAUCAACGUCUACUUCAACGAGGCGUCCGGCGGCAGGUACGUGCCGCGGGCGGUGCUCAUGGAUCUGGAGCCCGGGACUAUGGAUUCCAUCAGAUCCGGGCCCCUCCGGGCCUCCGCGAAUCUGGCCCGUGUAUUGGCCUGGGCCGCAAUAUCAGUUAACGGCCCGGACGGGUCAAACCCAAAAUCCUCCCCAGCACAGAUGUUGAGAUCCGGGAUCCCGAGUGGGCCCACAUCGCUGACAGUACCAAGCCCAUCACGGGAUCGGUAG